CCACGGCCUGCGGGCCACCGUCCGCGAGCCGGGAGGGGCGGGACCGGAAGUGACGGUGCGCCACUUCCGCUACCCGCGCGGGUUGCGGGGAUUCGGCGGGCUGCGUCGGGACCCGCGGAGUCCGCGCUUUCCUCUUACCUUUAGGAGAACCUGUUGUGAUGUUGUUUCAGAGCAACUAUGAGUGAAUUUCGGAUUCACCACGAUGUCAAUGAGCUGCUCAGCUUGCUGCGUGUCCACGGAGGGGAUGGGGCUGAGGUCUAUAUCGACCUGCUACAAAAGAAUAGGACCCCCUAUGUCACAACCACUGUAUCUGCACACAGUGCCAAGGUUAAAAUAGCAGAAUUUUCUCGUACUCCAGAAGACUUUCUAAAGAAAUAUGAUGAACUGAAGUCUAAAAACACAAGGAACCUUGACCCACUGGUGUACCUGUUAUCAAAACUCACGGAAGACAGAGAGACUCUGCAGUAUUUACAACAGAAUGCAAAAGAACGCGCCGAGCUUGCAGCCAGUGCCGCAGGCAGCAGUGCCGCCAACUUCAGUGCCCCUGCCACGGCCUCCAAAAUCUCCAUGCAGGAGCUGGAGGAGCUGAGGAAGCAGCUCGGCACCGUGGCCACGGGCUGCACACUGCAGCAGUCUCUGGAACUUACAAGAAAGUUGCUUCGAGAUAAGCAGAACAAAAAAAAUUCCGGCCAGCGCCUCCCGGUCUUUCCGCCGUGGGUUUACGAGAGACCCGCCCUGGCUGGGGAUUUCCUGACUGGCUCGGGCGUAAGCACUGACGCGGCUGUGCCUAUAGGCACGCUGCCCCUGGCCUCCCAGGAGUCAGCAGUGGUGGAGGACCUGCUCUAUGUGCUGGUGGGUGUGGACGGCAGGUACAUCACCGCCCAGCCCCUCACCGGGAGGCAGAGCCGCACCUUCCUCGUGGACCCCAACCUCGACCUGUCCAUCAGGGAGCUGGUGAACAGGAUCCUUCCAGUGGCUGCCAGUUACUCCACAGUGACCAGGUUCAUUGAAGAAAAGUCCUCCUUCGAAUAUGGACAGGUGAACCAUGCCUUGGCGGCUGCCAUGAGAGCCCUAGUGAAGGAGUACCUGAUCCUGGUCACGCAGCUGGAGCAGCUGCAGCGGCAGGGCCUCCUGUCGCUCCAGAAGCUCUGGUUCUAUAUCCAGCCGGCCAUGCGCACCGUCGACAUCCUGGCCUCCCUUGCCACGUCAGUGGAUAAAGGCGAGUGUGUUGGGGGGUCCACCCUGAGCCUUCUCCACGACCGGAGCUUCAGCUACACGGGCGACAGCCAGGCGCAGGAGCUGUGCCUGUACCUCACCAAGGCUGCCAGUGUGCCUUACUUCGAGAUGCUGGAGAAGUGGAUCUAUCGAGGAAUAAUCAAUGACCCGUACAGCGAGUUCAUGGUGGAGGAGCAUGAGCUGCGGAAGGAGAAGAUCCAGGAGGACUACAACGACAAGUACUGGGACCAGAGGUACACCGUCGUGCAGCGGCAGAUCCCCUCCUUCCUGCAGCAGAUGGCAGGCAAGGUUCUCAGCACAGGAAAAUAUCUGAAUGUAGUCCGAGAGUGUGGUCACGAUGUCACCUGCCCGGUGGCCAAGGAGAUCAUCUACACUUUGAAGGAGCGAGCAUAUGUUGAGCAAAUCGAGAAGGCUUUUAACUACGCCAGCAAGGUCCUGCUGGCCUUCCUGAUGGAAGAGAAGGAGCUCGUGGCACACCUGAGGUCCAUCAAGCGUUACUUCCUGAUGGACCAGGGGGACUUCUUUGUGCACUUCAUGGACCUCACCGAGGAGGAGCUGAGGAAGCCAGUGGACGACAUCACGCCCACCCGUCUGGAGGCGCUCCUAGAGCUGGCCCUGCGCAUGAGCACUGCCAACACGGACCCUUUCAAGGAUGACCUCAAGAUCGAUCUGAUGCCUCAUGACCUCAUCACUCAGCUUCUGCGGGUUUUGGCCAUCGAGACCAAGCAGGAGAAGGCGAUGGUCCAUGCUGACCCCACUGAGCUCACACUGAGCGGCCUGGAGGCCUUCUCUUUUGACUAUGUCGUCAAGUGGCCCCUGUCGCUGAUUAUUAACAGGAAAGCCCUGACGCGCUACCAGAUGCUCUUCAGGCACAUGUUCUACUGCAAGCACGUGGAGCGGCAGCUCUGCAACGUCUGGAUAAGCAACAAGGCCGCCAAGCAGUACUCGCUGCACUCCGCAAAGUGGUUUGCUGGCGCCUUCACUCUGCGACAGCGGAUGCUCAACUUCGUUCAGAACAUUCAGUACUACAUGAUGUUUGAAGUGAUGGAACCAACUUGGCACAUCCUUGAGAAAAACCUGAAAUCUGCGUCCAACAUCGACGACGUGCUGGGUCACCACACGAGCUUCCUGGACAACUGUCUGAAGGACUGCAUGCUGACCAACCCCGAGCUACUCAAAGUCUUCUCCAGACUCAUGUCCGUGUGCGUCAUGUUCACCAACUGCAUGCAGAGAUUUACGCAGAGCAUGAAGUUGGACGGUGAGCUGGGCCGGCUGAUGUUGGAGCAUGGCACGAUGCUGGGGCCGCCCACGGAGGCCGAGCGGGCAGAGGAGCGUGCCCGCAAGGAGCUUGCUAGGAAGUACCUGGCUGAGCACGUGGACGCCCCGCAGCUGGCCUCCAGCUUUGAGGCCACCAUCAACAGGUUUGAUAAGAACUUCUCGGCACAUCUGCUUGACCUUCUGGCCCGACUGAGCCUCUACAGUACCAGCGACUGUGAGCACAGCAUGGCCAGCGUCAUCUCCAGACUGGACUUCAAUGGCUUCUACACGGAGCGCCUGGAGCGUCUGUCUGCAGAGAGGAGCCAGAAGGCAGCCCCCCAGGUGCCUGUCCCACGGGUCCCCCCAGCCUCAGCGCCCAGGGUCGCUGUCACUGCACAGUGAGGCUGCGGGUGCCGUGGAGAAAUGAGUUCAGAAGCUUUACUUGAAUAUUGCUGAACCAGCUGUUGUUGCUGUGUGAAUAUAACGCUGAAUGUCAUCCCUGCCGCGCUGCUCUCGUGUCUGGGGGUCCUGGGUUCUGCUCUGCAGCAGCCGCCCAGACCUGAGUGGGUGUCUCCACAGCUGUGCUCCUCUGUGAGCUUUCUUCAGUUGAGCAGGGUCACUUUGUAAAAUGUGUUUGUUUUCAAAUAAAGACAAAGUGAAACCGUA
This is a messenger RNA of Ailuropoda melanoleuca (giant panda), 3159 nucleotides long. RefSeq names its product tubulin gamma complex component 2 (gene TUBGCP2). Bases 178 to 2895 code for a protein of 905 amino acids. Gene Ontology annotation, molecular function: gamma-tubulin binding; microtubule minus-end binding. Gene Ontology annotation, cellular component: gamma-tubulin complex; spindle pole; microtubule organizing center. The record is from RefSeq and is a predicted model, not a curated record. The transcript is spliced from 18 exons. Lineage: Eukaryota; Metazoa; Chordata; Mammalia; Carnivora; Ursidae. Gene Ontology annotation, biological process: cytoplasmic microtubule organization; mitotic cell cycle; meiotic cell cycle.